Colossoma macropomum (tambaqui) is the source of this 1546-nucleotide messenger RNA. It is a transcript of the gene litaf, whose product is annotated as lipopolysaccharide-induced TNF factor. Gene Ontology annotation, molecular function: zinc ion binding. Bases 134 to 640 code for a protein of 168 amino acids. Lineage: Eukaryota; Metazoa; Chordata; Actinopteri; Characiformes; Serrasalmidae. The transcript is spliced from 4 exons. The record is from RefSeq and is a predicted model, not a curated record.
UCUGCGCUGUAGGCUAAACCACGUGACUGAACGCGGAACUUGAGGAAAUGCUGUGAAAACUGAAGGAAAAUGUCAAAGUAGCUUUUUCGGCUCACUCAUCUCGACAAGGCGAUUUCACAAACUAGCUGCACCGAUGGCGAGCGCACCUCCUCUGGAGAUAUCAGGUGCGGUGGGACACGCACCCCCACCACCGUCUUACGAAGAGGCGAUGAUUGCAGGACCCCAGUAUUCGCAGGGGGCUCCCAUUCAUCCACCUCCUGGCUACAGCAAGGCACCUCCAGCUCCAUACCCACCUCAGGCUACAUACCCAACUCAAGGCUACACGCACAUGUACUCGCCUCCACCUCCCGGACCACCAGUGACCACCCCCGUGGUGUCAGUGCAGACUGUAUACGUCCAGCCUGGUGUGUCGUUUGGUGAACUUCCUGUGCAGGCCUAUUGCCCCCACUGUGCACAGUCCGUACUAACACGUUUGGAGUACAAUUCAGGUACAAUGACCUGGCUCACCUGUGCAGGCCUGUUCAUUUUCGGCUGUAUCUAUGGUUGCUGCCUGAUCCCUUUCUGUGUGGACUGUCUGAAGGAUGUGACCCACCGCUGCCCAAACUGCACCAGUGUUUUAGGAGUCUACAAACGACUCUGAUGUGACCGUAUGGUGCUGUAACAGGAACCAAACAUGUAUCCCACUGUACUUUCAGCAUUCCAUGUGUUUCUUUUUACUGCAAAAAUUAAAUAUUAAAAUAUGUCAGGAAAGGUAUAUUUACUUAGAUAUUUAUUUUAAUCAGUGUCUGCUAAUGGUUCCAGGUUUGUAAAUUUAAAAACAUCAACAAUUUAACAUAUAAUUCUGCUGCUGUCGUGUGAUUUACAAAGUAUACCUCCACAAAUUAAAGACAAAAAUGUAAUGAUUAUAAAAAAAUAUCAUCGUAAAAAGCCACUUUUCAGAAGGGCUACUCCAAAGACAUUUUUUAGACACAGCAACUUGGUAUAUGCUUUUAUUUUAAAUAUAAAUAAAUACAGAUGAUUGAUCACCAUUGUAAAUAAAAAAAAAACAAAAAAAAACACAAAACCAAAAAAAAAAAACAAAAACCUAGAUUUCAGACUUGUCUAGACGACCUUUUCUCCUUUUUUUAACACUUACAUUACUUGUGAGAAGACAGUCAGAUCAAACUUCUUUUUCAUGUAAUCCAUGUAUUUAGUUUCAUGUAUUCAUCUUUAACACAGCAGAUUUAAACUCCGUAAGUUUUUCACAAGGUAUGUUAGAGAAAGGAAAGCACUACAUAAAAAUAAAGCUAACAUUUUAUACCACUCACCCUUAGACAUGCAUGCCAUUACAUUUGAAAGUGCCUUAUUUAGUUACUCACCUGUUGUAAAAAUAUUACUGAUAAAUGGUCUUGAGACAAGCAGAACUUUUUCUCUCAAAUAAUAUACACCUCAAACUGAAUGUCAUUCUGUAAUCUGAAGUUAUAUGUAAGUUUACUCAAAAAGUUACCUUCACAUUUUUAAUAGUUGUAAUGUAUCUUAAACAGAUGAAUAAACUAAGCAUUAAAGA